This is a messenger RNA of Scomber scombrus (Atlantic mackerel), 1669 nucleotides long. RefSeq names its product tRNA methyltransferase 10C, mitochondrial RNase P subunit (gene trmt10c). The record is from RefSeq and is a predicted model, not a curated record. Gene Ontology annotation, biological process: positive regulation of mitochondrial translation; mitochondrial tRNA 5'-end processing. Lineage: Eukaryota; Metazoa; Chordata; Actinopteri; Scombriformes; Scombridae. The coding region runs from base 166 to 1662 and encodes 498 amino acids. The transcript has a single exon. Gene Ontology annotation, molecular function: tRNA binding. Gene Ontology annotation, cellular component: nucleus; mitochondrion; nucleoplasm.
UGCACAAACAAGGAAGACACACUUCAGGACUACUUGUUUGGACAUUUGACAGGGGUGCAGCUAUUAUUCACACUAUUAUAACAAUGGAAACGAAACAAAACGGCGUUUAAAUCCUCAAACACUCUUUGAUACGUCCGCAGUCCUUACAGUUUAGCUUUUAUCAAGAUGUUGCGACUCUUUACAAGCCGAGGUUUUCAUGAACUCUACAAAUGCAGUCAUGUUGUGGCAUCCUGCGUCAACAAGAGGCAGGUUGUCGGUUUUCUUCCAGCCAGCAGUGCAAACAUCCUGUCUCGCCACUUCAACACUGGGAGCUCUGUGUGGAAAGAUGCCCUCCAGCCUCAAGCAGAGCAGCCAGGGGGAAGAGAGACAUUAGAUUUGGACAAAUGGAAGUCUGUGAUGAGGUCUCAAGCUGCAUCAGAUGAGAAACAACAAGAUAUUGAGGAAGAGGAUGAGGCAGGAAAUGAUUUAAAGGAAAGCUCUACUCUGGAGGCGACCCGGGAACUGGUUGUGAUGUGGCGUCAAGCUGGGAAGCUUGUACCUCAGGAGAUGACUGAUGAGGAGGUUGAGACGGUGGCAAAGCUCACCACCAAGUCCUCCAGGAAGAAGUACCUGAAGUACCUGGCCCUCAGGGAAGGUCAUAAAAGGUUCCGUAAGGAGAAGCAGGAGAAGAAGAAAGCAGAGAAGGAGGAGAGGCUGAAAAAAGAUGAUGCAGAGGAAGGGGAUGAUCAGGGAGGACAAGAGCUGAAAAGCACAUUCCUCCUCCAGUUUUGGAACCGGAGCCUGGACCGGGUCCUGGCCUGGAAGAGCGCCCAGGCCAUGGUGUUCGGUCAGCCGCUGGUGUUUGACAUGAGCUAUGAUUCCAGCAUGUCCAGGCAGGAGGUAGAAAACACUGUGUCCCAGCUGAUGGAGGUGGAAGGGAUGAACCGGCGUGCCACUGAGCCGUACCAUCUGCACUUGUGCAACCUGCAGCCAGACGGGGCCUACAAGAAGGAGCUCCUCAAAAGGUAUGGUGCAGAGACCUGGGACCGUCUGCUCAUCACCUCCACUGAACGCCAGCAUUUCGAUUUGUUUCCCCGUGAACAACUCGUAUACCUCACUGCUGACUCCCCUAAUGUCCUCCGCACCUUCGACCACUCCAAGGUCUACAUCAUUGGAUCUAUUGUAGACCGGUCGAUCCAGACAGGCUUGUCACUGGCGAAUGCCAAGCGCCUGAAGCUGGCCACGGCCCGUUUACCGCUGGAUGAGUUUCUCCACUGGGGAUGUGGAGCCAAAAAUCUGACUCUGGACCAGAUGAUACGCAUUAUGUUAACUAUGAAGGAGACGGGGAAAUGGGAGGAGGCGUUGAAGUUUGUGCCUACCAGGAAGCAUGAGGGCUUCUACCCACAGCGGGCGCAGAGAGAAAUGAGCAACAACAGAGUCACAAGUCAUGGACCAAGAGAGGAUGGUGACAGGUCGUUAAGAUCUGGAGAAAGAAAGAGUGAAAGGAUGUUUAAAAGUGGGAACCAUAAAGACUCUGGGUUCACUGGUAGAGACAGAGUGUCUGGACUGUCCAAUAACAAUGAAAAUAGAUCAGCUGCAACCAGAGUACGGACAUCAUUUAAGAAUAACAUGGAGGGAAGAAACAGUGCAGGUAGAGGCAAGACGUGGUGGGAUAAUGAAUGAAUUAACA